UCGUCAAUCACCCCAAGGAUCAGGGCAUUUUUCCCCCUCUAAAGUCCUUCCACAUUCCACCCACUCCGUUUCACACACCCCCCUCCUUCCAAUCUUAAUUCCUUUGUCACUUCGACAUUCGUCCCCUUUAGACUCGACAAGAUGAGAGAAGUUAUUAGUUUGAACGUUGGUCAGGCUGGUUGCCAGAUCGCCAAUUCUUGCUGGGAGCUCUACUGCCUUGAGCACGGCAUCCAGCCCGAUGGUUACCUGACCGAGGAACGCAAGAAGGAAGACCCUGACCAUGGUUUCAGCACUUUCUUCUCCGAAACUGGUCAGGGCAAGUAUGUUCCUCGUACCAUCUACGCCGAUCUGGAACCCAAUGUUGUCGAUGAGGUCCGCACUGGCACCUACCGUACCCUUUUCCACCCCGAGAACAUGAUCACCGGCAAGGAGGAUGCCUCAAACAACUAUGCCCGUGGUCACUACACCGUUGGCAAGGAGAUGAUCGACCAGGUCCUCGAUAAGGUUCGCCGUGUGGCCGACAACUGCGCUGGUCUCCAGGGCUUCCUCGUCUUCCACUCCUUCGGUGGUGGUACUGGUUCCGGUUUCGGUGCUCUCCUGAUGGAGCGUCUCUCCGUGGACUACGGCAAGAAGUCCAAGCUGGAGUUCUGCGUCUACCCUGCCCCCCAGAACGCCACCUCCGUUGUUGAGCCCUACAACUCCAUCCUGACUACCCACACCACCCUUGAGCACUCCGACUGCAGUUUCAUGGUUGACAACGAAGCCAUCUACGACAUCUGCCGCCGCAACCUUGGCAUCGAGCGCCCCAGCUAUGAGAACCUGAACCGCCUGAUUGCUCAGGUUGUCUCCUCCAUCACCGCCUCCCUGCGUUUCGAUGGUUCCCUGAACGUGGAUCUCAACGAGUUCCAGACCAACCUGGUCCCCUACCCCCGUAUUCACUUCCCUCUCGUUGCCUACGCUCCCGUCAUCUCCGCGGCCAAGGCCUCCCACGAGGCCAACUCCGUCAACGAGAUCACCAUGUCUUGCUUCGAGCCCAACAACCAGAUGGUCAAGUGUGAUCCCCGCAAUGGCAAGUACAUGGCUACCUGCUUGCUCUACCGUGGUGAUGUUGUGCCCAAGGAGACCCACGCCGCCGUUGCUACCCUCAAGACCAAGCGUACCAUCCAGUUCGUUGACUGGUGCCCUACUGGCUUCAAGAUCGGUAUCUGCUACCAGCCCCCUAAGCAGGUUCCUAACGGUGACCUUGCCAACCUCAGCCGUGCUGUCUGCAUGCUGUCCAACACCACCGCUAUCUCCGAGGCCUGGUCCGCUCUCGACCACAAGUUCGACCUCAUGUACUCCAAGCGUGCUUUCGUUCACUGGUACGUUGGUGAGGGUAUGGAGGAAGGUGAAUUCUCUGAGGCCCGUGAGGACUUGGCUGCCCUCGAGCGUGAUUACGAGGAGGUCGCCAGCGACUCGCUGGAGGAAGAGGUUGAGGCUGAGUACUAAGUCUAAAACACCGCUCGGUCAGCAUUCCGACCAUGGUUGCGCUCAACCAUGUUUUCGGACGCUGAUAGCGAUUGUUUCCGAGUUGUAGUGCUGGGGACAGGUGUUGGCCAAGGUUAAGUGAUUGAACCGCCUGCAAAUAAGAGAGAAGCUUGGAUUAGCACAGACUUUGUUUUCUUUGUCUGAUAUAUUUUUAAUAUCCCUGAAAUAGCGAUGAAUUUACCGCUCCUUCCACAU
Aspergillus nomiae NRRL 13137 is the source of this 1722-nucleotide messenger RNA. Its product is annotated as tubulin alpha chain. The transcript has 7 exons. Gene Ontology annotation, cellular component: microtubule; cytoplasm; nucleus. The record is from RefSeq and is a predicted model, not a curated record. Bases 142 to 1488 code for a protein of 448 amino acids. Gene Ontology annotation, molecular function: structural constituent of cytoskeleton; GTP binding. NCBI's taxonomy places the organism in Eukaryota, Fungi, Ascomycota, Eurotiomycetes, Eurotiales, Aspergillaceae. Gene Ontology annotation, biological process: nuclear division; mitotic cell cycle; microtubule cytoskeleton organization.